Pteropus alecto (black flying fox) is the source of this 1785-nucleotide messenger RNA. RefSeq names its product adenosine deaminase domain containing 2 (gene ADAD2). The record is from RefSeq and is a predicted model, not a curated record. Gene Ontology annotation, molecular function: tRNA-specific adenosine deaminase activity; double-stranded RNA adenosine deaminase activity; double-stranded RNA binding. Bases 1 to 1785 code for a protein of 594 amino acids. Gene Ontology annotation, cellular component: cytoplasm; nucleolus. NCBI's taxonomy places the organism in Eukaryota, Metazoa, Chordata, Mammalia, Chiroptera, Pteropodidae. The transcript is spliced from 10 exons. Gene Ontology annotation, biological process: adenosine to inosine editing; RNA processing.
AUGGCUUCAGCAGCCAGCACGGACGACAGUGGCCGCAGGAAGCCCCGCCUGGCGGCUUCAUUGCAGAUCAGCCCCGGGCCCAACGCCUGGCGUCCAUCAGCUAGCCCGGGUCAAGACCCCUGGGAGCCUGCGCCUGCCCCCAGCGUAGUGGACAAUGAGGGGGGCGGGCAGCCGCUGGUCUCGGCUGCUGCGGGAGACGGUGGGCCUCGGGCGGGAGCCGGAGUCGGGGUACUAGGGGCAGCUCAGGCACCGGAAGACUUGGGAGAACAGAUGGAAAUGUCCCCGAGGGUCUCUGUCCCGCCUGCAGGGCCUGCCGGGGACUUUCCGAAGGCAGCCAGACCCCUGGGCCUACAGCUCAAAGACCCGCCACCUGGCCAGGCCGUGGACUUGCUUGCGCAAUACGCGGCCAGUCAGGGCGUCUCCCUGAACUUCCGAGAGGACCAGACAGCAGAUCCCCGCUUCCCCUUUUCUGUGUGCGUGGAACUGGAUGGGGUGGCCUGCCCCACGGGCACUGCCAGCAGCAAGAAGGAAGCCAAACAGCAGGCGGCUCUCUCUGCCCUCAGCUACAUCCAGAGUCAGAUGGCGAGCCCAGAGCCCCCCAAAACCCCCAGCAAGCCUCCACCUAGCUCCGUGAGUAUAGAGAACAUUCUGACCCACGAGCAGCGCUGCGCAGCUGUGGUCAGCGCUGGCUUUGACCGCCUGGUGGACGAGACCUCACCGUACCGGGCCUGUAAGGGGACCGUGGCGGCCGUCAUCCUGGAGAGAGAGGUCCCAGGCGCCAGGGGUCACGCCAAGGAGAUCUACGAGCUGGUGGCACUGGGCACAGGCAGCAGCAGCUGUGCUGGCUGGCUGGAGUUCUCGGGCCGGCAGCUCCACGACUGCCAUGGUCUGGUCAUCGCUCGGCGGGCCCUGCUGAGAUUCUUGUUCCGGCAGCUCUUGCUGGUGACACAGGGAGGCCCCAAGGGCAGGGAGCGGUCUGUGCUGGCCCCCCAGCCGGGACCUGGGGCCCCGUUCACCCUUAAGCCCCGGAUCUUCCUACACAUCUACAUCAGCAACACCCCCAAGGGAGCUGCUCAUGAUAUCUACCUCCCACCAUCCCCAGAGAGCCGUCUCCUUCACAGCACCCCCUUCCGCCUGCAGGCCCAUAUCCAAGGGGAGCUGAAGCCCGUGUGCUACGUGGCACCCGCACUCCGGGACACCCACGUGGGCUGCCUUUCGGCCAGUGACAAGCUGGCACGCUGGGCUGUGCUGGGGCUGGGCAGUGCCCUGCUAGCCCACUUCUUGCCCCCGCUCUAUGCCACCAGCCUUGUCCUGGCUGACCCCUGCCACGACCCCCCGACUCUGAGCAAUGCCAUCCACACCCGGCCCAGCCUAGACAGUGUCUUGGGGUCACACCUGCCACCUCCCUACACCCGUACCACACUGCACCUGUUUUCAGGGCCCCCCGUGGGUCCCUGUGACCCCUCUCCCAACACCUGCCAUGACCUGAGCCUCAACUGGAGCCUGGGGGACCCUGAUGUCGAGGUUGUGGAUGUGACUACCGGGCGUGUGAAGGCCGAUGCUGCCCCUGGGCCUCCCUCCCGCCUCUGCAAGGCGGCCUUUCUCCGGGCCUUCCGCCAGGCCGCCCAAGCUCUCGGGAAGUCCCACCUCCUGGCCUUGAAGACCUAUGAGGAGGCCAAGGCUGGGACCUACCAGGAGGCACGCCAGCAGCUGUCUCUCCUCCUGGAACAGCAGGGCCUGGGGGCUUGGCCUUCAAAACCAUUGGUGGGCAAAUUCAGAAGCUGA